Messenger RNA from Rhodamnia argentea, 884 nucleotides. Its product is annotated as glutaredoxin-C6-like. The record is from RefSeq and is a predicted model, not a curated record. Lineage: Eukaryota; Viridiplantae; Streptophyta; Magnoliopsida; Myrtales; Myrtaceae. The coding region runs from base 97 to 513 and encodes 138 amino acids. The transcript has 2 exons.
UAUUAAUGGGGCCCACGAAAUCUCUCUCUCUCUCUCUCUCUCUCUCUCUCUCUCUCUCUCUCUCUCCAUCUCUCCGGCGACGCGUCUUCCGUUAUUAUGCAAGGACUCUGCUCCGACGACCUCGUGCGCCUCGACCUCGCCACCCCGACGGCCGCCUCCGCCUCGUCCCUCUCCAUCGACGCGGACGAGUCGGCGGAGACCCGGAUCCAGCGCCUCAUAUCGGAGCACCCGGUCAUCAUCUUCAGCCGCUCCUCCUGCUGCAUGUGCCACGUCAUGAGGAAGCUCCUCGCCUCCGUCGGGGUCAACCCCACCGUCAUCGAGCUCGACGACGACGAGAUCGACGCCAUCCCCACUACCCCCGACCCGGCUUCCGGCGGCGGCGGGCGGGGCGGCGCGAACCCACCUCCCGCCGUCUUCAUCGGCGGCUCCUGCGUCGGCGGCCUCGAGUCCCUCGUCGCCCUCCACCUCAGCGGCCACCUCGUGCCCAAGCUCGCCGAAGUCGGCGUCCUCUAGCCUGUGCUUUGGAGACAUGGGACCUGAUUUCGACCCGGUACGAGAUUUCAUGUAUUAGAUUGAAGAUGGUAUUCCUAUGUAGGAUGCAAGAAAGAAUGAUAUGAUUUUCAAUUAUUAGGGUCAAAAGCAGAAUAUUUGUAUUGGUUGUAGCUUGCCGUAGCUUGAUUUGAUGGUCAAAACUGUAAGUUGCAGUAGAAGCAGCAGCAGCAGCAGCAGAAGAAGAAGAAGAAGAAGAAUCUGAGCACACGUGUACGGCACACGUGUUUGAGAUAUUAUCUUUAUCACCAAUGAAUUCUUAUUUAUUGUCUAGUGAUAAAUUUUGUGUAUUUGGAAUUGAUUGGAAUAAUAUCCAACUUUUUCUCGAUUCUUAA